Molecule: messenger RNA, 1399 nt
Organism: Rosa chinensis
Lineage: Eukaryota; Viridiplantae; Streptophyta; Magnoliopsida; Rosales; Rosaceae
Product: transcription factor bHLH139-like
Exons: 5
Coding region: 333-1133 (266 amino acids)
Biological process (GO): regulation of transcription by RNA polymerase II
Cellular component (GO): nucleus
Molecular function (GO): DNA-binding transcription factor activity, RNA polymerase II-specific; protein dimerization activity; RNA polymerase II cis-regulatory region sequence-specific DNA binding
Source: RefSeq, a predicted model, not a curated record
CAACGUGAUUACCGAAUUACCCAAUACCCUGCAGAAAAUCAGAGCUGCCUAAAUGCCUUGAUUAGCUGAACGGUACUAUUUUAAUCCAAAAUUGUCAAUGAACUUAGCUGUACUAGACCCCAUCAAGGUCUCUGCAGAUUGUUUAAAGAUUUGUGACCAUUUCAUAUGGAGUACUGGUAUUGUUUAGACUUCAGAAUGAUUGAGAUCAUAAGAAAAAUAUAUACUAUAUGGAAUCCCCGCUGGCUAUAAAUAUGUCCUAGCUAACCUCCUUUGCUCCAUAGCAUCAAGCAAAUCUUAGCCUUUCAGCACCAAAGUAGAAGAUUUGAUCAUAAAUGGAAGCUCUAGCAUUUAUUCCAGAGUUCGAGGACGAAGAUUUGAUCAUUUCCCAUUUGCUUGCUAAUUACUGUUCUGUCACAAAUGACCUGAAUCAUCAGGCUUCAAUCUCUCAAAUCCCAUUUGCAAAUUGUCCCAGCAGCCAUGAAUGUUCAGCAGCGAAGAACAUGGAAGGCAUUGCUAAUCUUUAUUCUCGCAGAAUUAUGGCAACAAAUUGCCAUAACCCUGAACCUUUUCAUCCCUGGGAUGCCAGCAGUAGCACCAACUUUUUUUUCAGUCAAAUUGAAGAAAAUGUAGGCAUGGACCAAGUGAUGAGAAAUUGCAACGUGGAAGAUCAUGAAGUCGUGUCUGAGAAUUCUAAGAAAAGGUCUUGCAGUACUUCUGUAGAUCAUGUCCAGAAGAACAAGAGGAAUGUGAAGUCAAAGCAGACUGAUCAAAAGCCAGUCUUAACUAGAAACAUUGCAGAUAGUUGCAGCUCAGGGGAUGAUGAACCCAUGAAUGCUAAUUCUAACCAGGAUUUGAGUCCAAAAGCAAGAAUCAGUAGGGGAUUAGCAACUGAUGCACAAAGCACAUAUGCAAAGAAAAGAAGAGAUAAAAUAAACGCAAGGCUGAGAAUUCUGCAGAAUCUUGUACCUAAUGGAACAAAGGUUGAUAUCAGCACAAUGCUCGAGGAUGCUGUUGAGUAUGUGAAGUUCUUAGAGCUUCAGAUCAAGCUUUUAAGCUCUGAUGAGCUGUGGAUGUACGCUCCUGUCGUUAACAACGGAAUAGGCAUUGGAAUUCAUGACUUGCUCAACUCUUGAGGCUAAUCGUUCUGGAGGAGACAUUAGAGUGUACUUGGAGUUAAGCUGCUAGCUAGCACCUAUAAGACUAUAAGAGAAUUAGUGAAUAUUAAAAUUGCAGAUAACAGAGGCCAGUUGUUGGAAAUAAAGACCAAGGAAAAUGUUGAUUAGUAUUAGCAACUAAGGAAAGAAGCAUAUACCUAAACUUUGUAGAAAGCAUCCAGAGUCCAUUUAGGCCAAGGACCAAGAUUCAAUUUCCUAUAUUUUGUAUAGUUCUUUUUUUUAAG